This is a messenger RNA of Didymosphaeria variabile, 402 nucleotides long. RefSeq lists its product as uncharacterized. Lineage: Eukaryota; Fungi; Ascomycota; Dothideomycetes; Pleosporales; Didymosphaeriaceae. Gene Ontology annotation, molecular function: oxidoreductase activity. The coding region runs from base 1 to 402 and encodes 133 amino acids. The record is from RefSeq and is a predicted model, not a curated record. The transcript is spliced from 2 exons.
AUGGGCGAGCCGGCAAGCCUUCCCUACAUUCGGGUUCAGCUAUGUCUGAAGAAGAAAGACGAAGUGUCUGACGAGUUCUUCCAUGACUACUGGAAAGGCAAUCACGUCAAGCUCGCGCUAGAGAACGAGAAGUUCCGCGAGAAAGUCAUUCGAUACAAUCAGUUCCACACUUCUCCGCGUUUCAGGGGAGAGGCCAACAACUUCCAAAUUCCGGUACCAGAGUACGAUGGCAUUGCAGAAGUAUGGGUUAAAGAUAUUGAAACCUGGAAGGAGAUAGUGACAGACCCUGACUUUGUUGCUGCGAUUGCACCGGAUGAGGAUCAUUUCAUCAAGGCCCCGAUCCAUAUCAUGCUUGGGUACGAUAACACUGUAAUUGGAGAGGCUGUCAAGAACAAAUUGUGA